This is a messenger RNA of Verticillium dahliae VdLs.17, 936 nucleotides long. RefSeq names its product endonuclease/exonuclease/phosphatase family protein. Lineage: Eukaryota; Fungi; Ascomycota; Sordariomycetes; Glomerellales; Plectosphaerellaceae. Gene Ontology annotation, molecular function: 3'-5'-RNA exonuclease activity. The transcript has a single exon. The coding region runs from base 1 to 936 and encodes 311 amino acids. The record is from RefSeq and is a predicted model, not a curated record.
AUGAAGUUCUCAGUCGUUGUCGCGCCUCUAACGCUGCUCCUCAACGCCGUGGCCAUUUCCGCCCAGGGCACACAGGCCGUUCGCGCCGUCACUUGCAACAUCCGCUACGACGCAGGCUCUCGUGAGUCGGGCGAAAAGCCCUGGUGGGAUGCCUUCUGCUGGGCCUCUGCGUCUCGCUGCCGCCAGCCACACGUCAUCAACCAGCUGUCCCAGAUCGCGGCCGGCGCCCCCUCCGGCGCAGUCACUGUCAUCGGUCUGCAGGAGGUCCUCAACAAUCAGCUGAACGACAUCAAGAACGGGCUCGGAUCCGGCUGGUCGCACAUUGGCGUCGGGCGCGACGACGGCGGCACCAGCGGCGAGUUUUCGCCCAUCCUGUACCGGCCCGCUGCUCUCCGCGUGCUCUUCUCGGAGACAAAGUGGCUUUCCCCGACCCCGGACGUCGUGUCGUUCGGAUGGGGCGCCGGCUCCAGACGUGUCGUGACUCUCGCCGUCUUCGAGUCUGUCACCACCGGCAAGCGCUUCAUCCACGCCAACACGCACCUCGACAACGUGAGCGCCCAGGCCCGCAGCGAGGGCAUCCGCGUCGUCCUCGCCAGGGCCCAGGCCGCGCAGCUCGCUUGGGGCCCCAUUGGCGUCUCGAUCACGGGCGACUUCAACUCCCAGCCUGGCGGCGACGCUUAUCAGACGCUCCUCAACAGCGGGUACGCGCAAGAUCUCUACAACUUGGCGACACCGGCGCAGAGGAUUGGACCGUACGGAAAUACCUACACGACGUUUACUGCGGGCGCGCCCACGAGCCGCAUUGACUUUAUCUGGCUUGGCCCGGUGGCGGACAGAAGGUACUCUGUACAGCGAUACGAGAUCCUGAGCAAUGAGGCCAGCGGGAUGCUCUUCAGCGACCACAGGGCUGUCGUGGGAGAUAUCACGCUGCUUUGA